Molecule: messenger RNA, 1283 nt
Organism: Arabidopsis lyrata subsp. lyrata
Lineage: Eukaryota; Viridiplantae; Streptophyta; Magnoliopsida; Brassicales; Brassicaceae
Exons: 1
Coding region: 391-672 (93 amino acids)
Biological process (GO): response to osmotic stress; cellular response to nitrogen starvation
Source: RefSeq, a predicted model, not a curated record
UCUUUUUCACAAUUACCAACGAAAAAAGCAUGUAUGUAUGGUGAAAAAGAUUUUUUGUCUGCGGUUCUUGGAGUUAUAAAAGCACAAACGCAUAUAUGUGUGCAAUUAUGAUUUAUGCAUUGAUCAAUAAAUUAUAAUCAUAGUAAAAAAAAAAAAAAUACAAUCAUAAACACUGUAUAUACGAACUCACCAAUUUAGUUCAUAUGUACCUAACCCAAAUAAAUUACCAUUGACCUCGUCCCUCCGUUCUCUCUCUAUAUAUAUCCACUCUAUCAAGUAUUCACUCACACAAAAACACAACCAAAUCCCAAAAAAAAAAUACCAAAACUUUUCUUGUUUCGUAACUAAUUAAUUAAUAUCAGAAUUAUACAAUAUAAUCAAUUACAGGUAAUGGCUCGUCCAAGGAUCUCCGUCUCGAUGAUUUGCUUACUGAUUUUGAUUGUUGGUUUUGUCUUGCAAUCUUGUCAAGCUAGAAAGGUUCUAGUACCUUACCGUACAAGCAAGGGUUUGUUUCUUAGUGCCCUACCCAAGGGCAAUGUACCACCUUCGGGUCCAAGCGACAAGGGUCACACUUCUCCUCCGGAUGAUUCCGAUCAGCGUAUGGUACCGGAAAACUCGCCGGAGAUUUACCGUCGACUGGAAUCAGUCCCUAGCCCCGGUGUGGGUCAUUAGACACAUUAAUUGAUUGUCGACUAUCACUUCAUAUAUGUUGAUAAGUUGUCGAUUUCUUUUCAUAAUAAUAUCAUAUAUCGUACGUACGUCUUAUGAAGAAUGUUUGUGUAUGUGUGUCUUCAUAUAUAAUUUGAUAUAUAUGUGUUUGUGUGUGGUCUGUUAUAUUGAGUAAUAAAAAAUCACUAUUUUACACUUUGACUUGUCCUUUUUGACUUUUUCAGAUAUAUAUGUUAUCAAGUAUUUCAAAUAUGUAUGUAACGACAUGCAGCUUUUGUCUGUUCGAACAUAUGUAUUAUAGAAUUAGAGAAAAUACGUUUCAAAUGAUAUUUUUUUUAUGAAUUACCUUUCAAUUAUCGCUUCGAAAAAUUGAAGUUUUCAAAACUAGUUUUUCAUAUAGUUUUUCGCAUUAAUUGAGUUCACGGGUGAAAUUUAUUUUAUAAUUAAAAAGAAGAUAAAGCCUAACUAUAUCAAUAUAAGAAAAUUAGAAAGUUUCAGAAAAUUUGAUUAAAAUAUAAAUAAAUCCUCGUUUUAUUUACGAGUGUAUUUAGUACAGAAGAACUAAGUAAAAUGAUCCAUUUGUGGGGAUAUAAGGAUAUUAAUAGUUGCGCAAG